AUGCCCGCAACAACUGAACGUGUGCCGCCACGGACCCAGAACCCUCGACGUGAAACAGCGACAGCUGACCUCGAGGGCGGCGGCGCAUGGCUGGCGCUGGGCAGUGGUGAUGAUCUGAAGGGCUUCCGACACUCUGUGUCUGAGGUGAGCGGAGCGUGGAGAGUUUGGGAAUGUGGACCGUGCACCGAUGUGAGAGAAGACCCUAAUGGCAGAGGCAGCUCACAAGAAAGAUGGGAGGUGGUUGGUCUCUGCCGCAGCAAAUGGCAAAAGUUUGACAACUGUGAGAUUCGAACUCACGCCUCUUUCGAGACCAGAAUACUCAUCCGCUGGAACGGAUGA
Messenger RNA from Colletotrichum higginsianum IMI 349063, 339 nucleotides. RefSeq lists its product as uncharacterized. The coding region runs from base 1 to 339 and encodes 112 amino acids. The transcript is spliced from 2 exons. NCBI's taxonomy places the organism in Eukaryota, Fungi, Ascomycota, Sordariomycetes, Glomerellales, Glomerellaceae. The record is from RefSeq and is a predicted model, not a curated record.